Messenger RNA from Bursaphelenchus xylophilus (pine wood nematode), 4243 nucleotides. The record is from the annotation of a GenBank genome assembly. NCBI's taxonomy places the organism in Eukaryota, Metazoa, Nematoda, Chromadorea, Rhabditida, Aphelenchoididae.
AUGUUGCGGUCGUUUUUAUGGCUCUCCUUCCUUCUGGCGGCAGCGGCGAGGCGUUCCGUGAUCCCUGACCCUGACCCGACGCCGGUGAUCUUGCGAGAACUGAAUAUCAGCGACCGGCAUCAGAUCUACAUCCAGUCCGGCGAGAAGGCCUAUCCCCAGGUGAACCUGGCGCUGAAGCCCUUGACGUAAGAGAUUUUCGAAGUUUUCGGAUGGAAUAGGUGUUAAGACGAAGCACAGCAUUCCGAAUUGUUUUUGCCGCCGACCGGCGUCCGAAAAAAUGAAAAAAUGUGACUCGCCCCUUACAUUUUUGCCAAUAUCUCGCUAGCCUCGAAGUGUAGCGUGAAUCUGAAAAUUGUGUUUCAAAGCUGAUACAUUUGUCCUUCAGAAUAUAUUAAUUUUGUAAUGAUACUUAUUAUGUACGGCAAGGAAACCGUUGCUGAAAAAUGGCAAAUUUCAACAUUCAAUGCCAGAAAAAUGUACUUUCUAAGUGCCAGAUCGCAAAAUUAUGGGCCUCAUUGUGUACAGCAUCUUGAAUACUAUAAGAUAUAACAAUUUCAGGCAUUUUCUGGCCCGAUUCGCAGAGUUAUAGCCGAAAAACUGCAAUUUUGGCCUUUUUAUUGAGCUAUCUGCACUUUAAAAGUACAUACAAAAAAUCCCUCUUAAAUUAUUGUUGCCCAGGUUGUGAUGGACCAUUGCGCAAAAUCUCAGCUUUCCAGGACUCCUCCGGAAAAAGUUAUAACGGUUACAAUAUGAGACCCUCGUAUGUCCAAUAUUUAGUAAAAUACGGUGAACUAUGGUGCAAUAUGGUGUUAAAUGAUGGAAUUUCUAUUGCUGCUGUCGCAUUGGUUGGGGUAAAAAAAUUUAUCGUAAUUACACGGUCAACUACAUAAAAAAAUUUCCCAGCUAUGUCCCCAACUUUUCACUGUUUUCCCUUUAGUAUAGCGAAAACUUGAAAUCGUGUCCCUCGUGCGGAAAAAUCUGAGAGACAGUGUUCAGGUUUCGAGUAAGUUUACGUAGGCCAUAUAGAGCUAUUUUUUACCAUGGUGUACUGUAUUUUACAAAAUAUUGGGCAUACAAGGGUCACACAUUGUAACCGUUAUAACUUUUUCCGGAGGAGUCCUGGAAAGCUGAGAUUUUGCGCAAUGGUCCAUCACAACCUGGGCAAUAAUAAUUUAAGAGGGAUUUUUUGUAUGUACUUUUAAAGUGCAGAUAGCACAAUAAGAAGACCAAAAAUGCAGUUUUUCGGCUAUAACUCUGCGAAUCGGGCCAGAAAAUGCCUGAAAUUGUUAUAUCUUAUAGUAUUCAAGAUGCUGUACACAAUGAGGCCCAUAAUUUUGCGAUCUGGCACUUAGAAAGUACAUUUUUCUGGCAUUGAAUGUUGAAAUUUGCCAUUUUUCAGCAACGGUUUCCUUGCCGUACAUAAUAGGUAUCAUUACAAAAUUAAUAUAUUCUGAAGGACAAAUGUGUCAGCUUUGAAACACAAUUUUCAGAUUCACGCUACACUUCGAGGCUAGCGAGAUAUUUGCAAAAAUGUAAGAGGCGUAUCUCAUUUUUUCAUUUUUUCGGACGCCGGUCGGCGGCAAAAAUAAUUCGGAAUGCUGUGCGAAGUAAAAAAACAGCCACAACGUUUCUUUAUUAGUUUUAUUUGGAUGGAAAUUUAAAAAUUCAAAUUUCCCGCCACUUUUGGCAUUGUGUUGCAAGGGCUGGAAAGCCUCAAAAAUUCACAAAUAGUCUUUAUAACUUACCUUUUGACCAUUGCCUGAAGAAUAAGGUAAUUUUCAGCACUUGCAACAGAAUGCCAAGAUUUUGAAUUUUUUUCAAAUUUUACUGUAAUUUUGAGGAAAGCCAGGUCUGCAGUAUCGCGGAGAGCACUGUGGAUGCAUCAGACUUUGAUUUCGACCUUAAAUUAUCGGUUUUCUGGCCUCUGCUCAUAUAUUACGUACAACAUUUUUGCCAUUCUAGGUCCGCUGGCUCGAUCGUGGUGAGCACGGCGUUGUGCUCGAUCUUCAAGAUCAACCUGGAGCCGAACAAUGUGGUGGAGAUCGUCCAUGGCAAUGUCUCCAAAAGAUUCAAAGCCGUUAACUUCAUCUUGCUCCGUUACGCGCCCGAUUAUGGCCUGUGGGUGUCGGGACAGCAUUAUAACAGCACCGGCUGCAAUUUGGCGAUUGAAGCGCUGGAGAUUUUCGAUGUCUACCCACUCACCUUUGAGGUAGGACGAGAAAUUUUCUUUUUUUUUGUUUUUCGGAUUUUCAUAAAAAAAUCUCCAAAAAAUCCGUCAUUAGGACACAUUUAAUUAUUCAAAUUUAAAUGCUUUUCUUUGUGAAAAUGAGUAACUAAUUUCAUGUAGAUACCAAAAAAAAGCUUUUUGCUGAUUUUUAGAAGAAUUCCAAAAAAUCCGUCAUGAUGACAUUUCUAGCGACUGAAAUUCAGCCGAUUUCAAAUCCUGAACAUGGUCUUUGAUAAUCGUUUUAUUUGUGAAAAAAUUGCGCCCUAUUUUUGAAUAGUAUAUAUGACCAAUUUAAGCAUUCCAAAAAAACCUGUCAUCAUGACAUCCUUUUUGUUUAAAAUUUCUUACAAUUUUUUGCCGAAAAUUAGUCAGUUUCAUUGUCUUCUAACCGAGAAAAAUGUAAAAAUGAAUACCGUUUCAGUCCUUGGACGGUGCCCAGAUUUUGAUCAAAGAGAUGUACCCGGACCGUUUCAUUCGUCACGAAGCCACCGAGAGUUUGAGCGAACUUGCCGGUGGAUACCAGAAUCCGAAUCGCCCGCUUUCCGAAGUCUUUCAAGCCAAUUAUACGGCGCCACCACCGAAGGUGGAGAAGGACAGAACGUCGUCGUAUCUUGUUUUGCUCUUCCCUUUCUUUGUGUAAGUCGUAUUUUUCGCGAUGAUACGGAUGUUUGACAUGUUGCAUAGAGUUUGCAAAUCUUGUCUACAUCAUUUUCCGUAAUUUUUCGACUAAAAAUUGUUUAAUCUUUUAUCUUCCCGCCAAGUUUGGCAUUGUGUUGCAAGGGUUGAAAAACGUUCUAAAUGACUUUACAAAAAUUUUUGUUGAUGCUAAUCGCAAAAAAUAAAUAUUUUGUGAAGUUUAAAGCCAAUUUAGAGCCUUGAAACAGAAUGCCAAAGAUGGCGGGAAGCUCAAGUUUUAAUAAUUUCAGCCUUAUAUGAAUAGCUGUAAUUGUGUUUAUCCGGUAUUACACCAAUUUUUAACGAAAUUACUCGAAUAUUGUUUUAGUGGUCUGCUGAUCGGCUUCAUCGCCAUAUUCAUCUUUGUUCGCUGCUGCUGGUGGAGCUCGGAUGAUGUAAGUAAUAUUUUUCAAGUUUAAACGUAUUUUUCACUGUUUUGAAACAAUGUUUUGAGGCUUUAAGUUUUUUCCAAAUUUAAAUUCCAUCGUAUAAAAUGUCGCUGUUUUAGAUCAACAAGCCAGAGGCUAUCAAGCGGAACCAGAAGGGCAAAAAGGCGGGAAAGGGCAAUGCUAAGAGUAAGAAGGAGAAAAGCUCCAAGAGUAAGAUGAGUAAGGCCGGUAAGGGAAGCAAAGAGUCCAAGAGUAAGGCCGGUAAAGGAAGCAAGGAGUCCAAGAGCAAGGCCAGCAAGGCGACCAAGAGUAACAAGGGUAAGAUAAAGUGUUUUUGGCAGGCGGCAAGGAAAUUGUUAGGUUGUUUUAGCCUACGUACGAAGAUGUUGAAAGGGCGACCUGAUGUUAAAAAAAUCAAAUUUUUGAAUUUUCGCUGUCUUUGGCAUUCUGUUGCAAGGGCUGUAAAAACACGAGCAAUACAAUUUGGAAGUUUUAUUUGAAUUUCUGAAGCUUAGGACGUAUGAAAUUCACUUUUUAAAUUCAAAAAUGCAAUUUCCCGCCGUUUUUGGCAUUCUGUUUUAAGUGUUGAAAGCGUGAUAAAAAUCCCUGAAAUUAUCAAGAUAGUUGAUUCCGAGAGUUAUCUCUGAGUUUAUGACGCUUUUAGCUAUUCAAAUUUAUGUUCACAACAAAGAUUUUUGAAUUUCAGUCGCUUUUGGCAUUCCGUUUGAAACAUCGUAAAAGCCAAUUUAAAUUUUCAGUUAUCGAAAUAAGUGCUUAGAAUUUUCUUAGAAGAUUUAUUGAUGACUAGAAUGCUGAUUUUUUAGAAAAGUCGAGCAAAGCCCCUGCUCCCAGCACGGACAACAAGGAAUCUAACAAUAAGGAAAGCAAGGAAUUCGUCAAAUCCUUCAGCUUGGCCCCAGGAGAAUCGGCCCCUGCCUACGAAAACCUCUAA